Molecule: messenger RNA, 2883 nt
Organism: Exophiala aquamarina CBS 119918
Lineage: Eukaryota; Fungi; Ascomycota; Eurotiomycetes; Chaetothyriales; Herpotrichiellaceae
Product: trehalose 6-phosphate synthase
Exons: 1
Coding region: 1-2883 (960 amino acids)
Biological process (GO): trehalose biosynthetic process
Cellular component (GO): cytosol; alpha,alpha-trehalose-phosphate synthase complex (UDP-forming)
Molecular function (GO): catalytic activity
Source: RefSeq, a predicted model, not a curated record
AUGACUGUCUUUGUGGCUACUCUGUUUCUACCCUACACGGUCAACUUUGAUGUCCGUUCACCUUCAAGACCAGUGUCUCCAGAAUCAACAAGGCCUCAGACUUCCGGUGCGCCCGCGACCACUCCUGUCACUGGCCCUACUGUAAGCCUCUUCACCCCAAGCGCAGCUCUUCAUGAGAGCCCCGGGCCCAUCAUACAGACCCCAGGCGCGACUACCGACCUGGAGAGGAUCUUCCGCCCUCAUAUCGAGAGACCAAUCAGUCUAAGGCUGCCUAGUCACAUCAAACAGACGGACCCUACAACUCCAGCCACCAGAGACCCUAGGACGAUCUCGCGGGCCGAUCUACAUUCUCCGACCUGGGGUAAAGCUGUAACAUGGAAUCAGCCUCCCUCACGUGCAAAGUCACCUCCCCCGAGUUCCAUCCUUAGACAUGCUGGUGCUCGCGUCACAAGAGAGAGGGCCGCGGCUAUGUUGAACCAUGCUCAAAAUAAGGUUAUUGGGCGUCGCCAAAGAGCACGAACGGCCAGCCAUGAGCGACGAUUCUCGGAAUACAGCUACACAGUGGAGAAGGCUCAAAUCGGCAAUGGUGGACUGUUCAAUGCAAUCGAUGCAGUGACGGAUGCUGGAAUUCUUGAGGACAAGACCUGGGUCGGCACCAUAGGUUGCCCCACUGAAGCUCUAGAGGAUCAUUUGAGAGCAAAUAUUGCCGAAAAGCUGGAGAACGACUACGAUUCCUUGGCUGUUUAUGCUAGUGACAGUGAUCUCAACGGUCAUUACGAACAUUACUGCAAGACCAUUCUUUGGCCGGUGUUCCACUAUCAAAUCCCUGAUCAUCCAAAGAGCAAGGCGUAUGAAGACCACUCGUGGGUUUAUUAUGUCAAAGUCAAUGAAGCUUUUGCCGCUCGCAUUGCCAAGAACUACAAAAAGGGCGAUGUUAUCUGGAUCCAUGACUAUCAUCUUCUCCUGGUUCCCGGUCUGCUGCGAAAGAAGAUCCCCGAAGCGCAGAUCGGUUUCUUUCUUCAUACAGCUUUCCCUUCAUCGGAGAUCUUUCGAUGCUUGGCUGUCCGCACGGACCUGUUGGAGGGCGUUCUAGGUGCGAGCAUGAUUGGGUUCCAGAACGAUGAAUAUGGUCACCAUUUCCUCCAGACCUGCAGCCGCCUGCUAAAUGUGGAAGCAACCAAGCACGGCGUCAUCCUCGAGGAUGGGCGAUUCGUUCAUGUGCAAACCUGUCCCAUUGGCAUUGAUCCCAAAUCUCUCGAGGUGCAAAGACAAGUUCCAGAAGUUGCUGAGUGGGUCCGGACGAUUGCCGAAAAGUAUGCAGGCAAGAGAAUCAUUGUCGGUCGUGAUAAGCUAGACAAUAUUCGUGGAGUGCGCCAGAAGAUGCUGUCAUACGAGUUGUUCCUUAAUAAGUACCCUCAGCACAAGGACAAGGUCGUCAUGAUUCAAAUCGCCACCUCAUCUACGGAAGACCCCGAACUGAGCGCGACUGUCGCCGAUAUUGUCACUCGCAUCAAUUCUUCUCACUCCACAUUAGCUCACCAACCAGUCGUAUUCUUGAAGCAAGACAUUGACUUUGCCCAGUAUCUUGCAUUGCUGACGAUCGCCGAAGGCCUUAUGAUCACCAGCUUGAGAGAGGGAAUGAAUCUUACCAGCCAUGAAUUUAUCUUCUGUCAAGAUGGUAAAUUCUUUUCCCGCACGAAACAUGCUCCACUUAUUCUUAGUGAGUUUACUGGUUCUGCGACCGUGUUUGGGAAGGAUGCUUUACUCGUCAAUCCGUGGCAUUAUACUCAAUGUGCUGAAGCAAUCAAGAUAGCACUUGAUAUGUCGAUUGAAGAGCGGCAGCGUCGCUGGAAGAUCAUGUACGAUAUCGUUGGUCAGCACAAUGCUAUUCAGUGGUAUGAGUUGUUCAUGAAAGCCCUGGAUCAUGCCUGGAGGGAGCACUCCGUUCGCGAUUCAACAUCGGUCCCACGCCUAUCAGUCUCCGGCACAACGUCGAAGUACCAGAAGGCAAAGAAACGCCUGAUCAUUGUGGAUUAUGAAGGUACACUUGCAUCCUGGGGCGCUCCGACUGACAUCAUCUUGACAACUCCUAAACGAUCAGUCGAUUUGCUGAACGAUUUGGUUGAAGAUAGGAAGAAUAUUGUGUAUGUCAUGAGUUCAAGGAUGCCCGAGGAAAUGGAACGACUUUUCAGCCAAGUUUCGGGGAUUGGGAUGAUUGCUGAAAAUGGGGCAUUUGUGCAAGAACCUAGCACGGAUGAGUGGACCGAAUUGACCGACCUGGAGGAAGUCAAGACCUGGAAAUCAGGCGUUAAAAGCAUUCUUCAGUAUUACGUUGAUAGGAUUGAGGGAAGCCGAAUCGAAUCCCGGCAUUCAUCUAUCAUCUUUGACUAUGCCGAUGCAGAAGACGUGGCAGGGGCAUUCAAACAAGCCGGAGAAUGUGCGAACCACAUCAACGACGCAUGCCGGAAUCAACAUGUCAGUGCAGUGCCCAUUGAAGAUGGCUUGUAUAUCUCAGAAAUGAAUGUCAACAAGGGCUUGGCUGCACAAAUGAUCAGUGACAGGCUAGAAAAUGAAGUCAACGGUACCAACCAAGGCCUUCCGGAUUUCCUACUCGUCAUUGGUGAUUCCCGGGAGGAUGAAUAUGUCUUCAACUGGGCACACAAGCUAGAAAAGGCGGGCAAGAUCAAGGACGUAGUGACAAUCACGCUUGGAGCUAGGAGUACAGAAGCGUCGGCGACCUUGACGCAGGGUGUAACCGGUAAGCCGAACUUUCCCAUUCCAGCUUUCAUUGCAUUUUCUAACCGGAUUCUAGGUGUGUUGUCCAUCCUGGAGAAGCUGGUGAAGUCUGGAAGUCCCAAGCGGAUGAAUGGGGCAUUGAGGUGA